Bipolaris oryzae ATCC 44560 is the source of this 366-nucleotide messenger RNA. RefSeq lists its product as uncharacterized. The record is from RefSeq and is a predicted model, not a curated record. The coding region runs from base 1 to 366 and encodes 121 amino acids. The transcript has a single exon. Lineage: Eukaryota; Fungi; Ascomycota; Dothideomycetes; Pleosporales; Pleosporaceae.
AUGACCGGACUGCAUCAGUACGAGUAUGGUGCCAACAACGCAACCCACCCUUUUUUACACGCAUCUUCGAAAUUGCCUGGCAUCGCUUGGUGUCCAUUCAUCGCGAAUUUUCUUGAGAGAGCAUGCUCCUAUCCUCCUUUUCUUCUUCUUCUUCUUCUUCUUCUUCUUCUUCUUCUUCUCCGACUCUUUUUUUUGCAUCCAGGACUUUUUUUUUCGUCUCCGUUGCUGUUUGCGCGUCAUCGUUUUGCCUUUCUCUCUCUCUCUCUCUUCCCUUGUUCCACAAUGAGCGUUUUUUUUCCUGCAGCGAGAGCGGAGAGAGCAAAAAAUCUUUUGCAUUUUUUGAGGUCUUUUUCGCUUGGAAUAUAG